Messenger RNA from Populus trichocarpa (black cottonwood), 1670 nucleotides. RefSeq lists its product as uncharacterized. Gene Ontology annotation, biological process: phosphorelay signal transduction system. The record is from RefSeq and is a predicted model, not a curated record. The transcript is spliced from 4 exons. NCBI's taxonomy places the organism in Eukaryota, Viridiplantae, Streptophyta, Magnoliopsida, Malpighiales, Salicaceae. Bases 99 to 1394 code for a protein of 431 amino acids.
ACUUCUUAACAGAAAUAACCGCUCUUGCAAACCACAAAUUUGGCGCUUCUCUCUCAUAGAAUACCCCCCCCCCAAAGCAAGAACAGUACAGUGCAUCAAUGGCUGUGGAAGAUAACACUCAAAUUGAGCUUGAAAGUAAGAUGCUAUUUUCAGAAUUGGAUCAUUUCAUUGCAAAAUCACAAGAAAAGAGUGAUCGCUGCUCCAAAGAAAUCAUUGCUGCCAAGUCCUUCAAGAUAGAAAUUGAAGCAUCAGUUAUCACAAGAAACAAUCUUGAUCAACAAGUAAGGGCCAAGAUUGAUAAAGCAAGGCAAUGGCUGAAUCAGAAGAUAGAUGAAUUCAAGACAAAAGAAGGUAGUCAUGAGGAUAUAGGGCUGAUUGCUGCAUCGCCGAUUUCAAGCAACUCCAAGCAGAAUUUCUUUCAGUGCUUGCCUUCUGAUCCGGAAGCAAUGGCUGCCGACCACCGUAAGUCUAGUCUUCAAGGAGGCACUGAGCAACUGAUGAGUACUGCUCUUGGCAUUUCGGAGGAUACAUUGCCUGGUUCUUGGAAUCCCUUACCUGAGGAAAUUGAGCGGGUCAAGGCUUCUGUACGUGAAGGCUUGGACAAGGCCAGGGAACGUUCAUUCGUUUAUAAAGAAGCCUUGUCCGAUUUGGAUAAGUUUUUGUCAAAAAGUUUACCAUCAAAGACAACUGAUAUUGAUGAAUCAAAGAAAGAAGACAAUGGGAAUGCAUUUAGUCAUUCUGGGGAACAAGCUAUGGCUGACGAAGAUUACACUCAACUUGAUCCAGAAAUCCAUAAUCUAGUUAAGAAACUAGAUGAGUGCAUUGCAAAGAUUGAUCAAAAGAGGCAGGUUUUAGAGAAUGCAAUUGAGUCAGAAAUCGAAGCACUCAAGAAAGAUCAAAAUGAAACCAGGGAACUAAGGUUGAAUCUUCUUCACGAAUCUGGUGCUACGAGCAGCAACAUUGAAGCUGGAAGCCGGAAGAUUGCUAAUGUGAAGCAAUGGCUGAAUCAGAAGGCACUGAUCAGUGGUGACACUAGUGGAGACCAUGAUCAGGGCAAUAAUUACUCUGUGCUUAUUGUUCAUGAUGAUCGUGAUGCUCGAGACAUCAUUUGGAGAUACGUGAUGGUAGUUGGGACAGAGAAGCACUUUACAUUGGAAUUUCAAGAGGCGAGGAAUGGGAAAGAAGCUGUUUAUCUUCAUCUUGCUGGGGCUUCUUUUGAUCUCAUUAUUAUGGACGAUCAAAUGCCCAUCAUGACUGGAAUACAGGCAACACAGCUGUUACGUAAGAUGGGUGUUAAGAGUCAGAUUAUAGGUUUCGCUUCUGAGUCUGUCCAACAAGCUUUUAUCGACGCUGGCGCCGACGAAUGCCUUCAAAUGCCACUGGAUACCGAAUAGAUCACUGCAUUCCCUAAUUGCAACAAGCAAAGAAGGGCUGAUGCAUCACAAGCUUGAGAGUAUCUGAGUCUCCUUGGUCUGUGUUCGUUUUUUUUUUUUCCUUUGUCCUUUGAUGUAGAGAUGAACUCCAUGGAUAAAGUUUCUGACUACCUUGUGAUUCUAAAAGAGAAAAUAGUUGUAAAAACUAAUAAUCGCUGUGCUUCAAGAUGAAUAUGGAAGUGUUGCUUGCAAAAGCAUAGUAAAUGGAAUGGAAUGGUAGAAAUUGUUAGAACUUGU